This is a messenger RNA of Osmia bicornis bicornis, 2904 nucleotides long. RefSeq names its product epsilon-sarcoglycan (gene Scgalpha). Gene Ontology annotation, cellular component: sarcoglycan complex. The record is from RefSeq and is a predicted model, not a curated record. The transcript has 13 exons. The coding region runs from base 1301 to 2590 and encodes 429 amino acids. NCBI's taxonomy places the organism in Eukaryota, Metazoa, Arthropoda, Insecta, Hymenoptera, Megachilidae.
CGAAACCACGCCUACUGCAGACGUCAAUAGGCAGUGCCGUGCACGUAGGAAACGUAAAUGGUCGAGAGAGGAGACGCCGGGCCCCGCGACGUUCCUCGGCCGCCUCCACUCGCGCUCGCGUGAUUCCUCUCGGCUUUAUCCCUUCAUCCUCGUUUCUGGAUAAAAUUAUGACUCUACCUUUGGAAAAACCAACAAUCUAUCGAAACAUCGUAUUUUUAAGUAUUUUCGUUUCCCUCGCCGAAAGCUCGGCUAUUUUGAUUUUCGCUCGCGACCAAUGGAAAGCUUUCGAGAGUUCACGAAUCUGAACUCUGCGAACCUAGUCGAGUUUGCAUUUCAAUUCAUCGUAUUCUUCGACGUAUGUUCGGUGUGUUUUCUUCCUGGAAACUUGUAAGCGGUUAUCAGGAACCGCUGAAAGCGUCGCGAUAACGAACGGAACGGAAGUUUAGUUCAGAUAAAAGGGUAUGCUGCGCGCGCACGGUGCCGCUCGCGUCGAUGAAAAUCUGUGAUCGCGUAACAGCGAAAGAAAUUAGAGCUACGCAUCGCGCGCGCUUUCUUUCGAAAUGGACGGACCUUCGUCCGUGUCCAGCGGACGAAUAACGGACCGCCCUUGAGAUUUUAUCGCGCCCAGAAGAUAAGAUUCUCGAGAAAACUGAAACAGCGUACGCUCCUGGGAACGGUUGUCGGAAGCGAUGUUCCAGCUGCGCAUGAGAAGGGCGAAACGCACGCGCUCUCUUAUGCUCCGUUUACUCUUACACCUUAUUUUUCUCUCCUUUGUUUGAUUUUUUUCCGUUUUUUUGGCAAGCUCGAAUGUACAGUUGGGCGAUAGGUGGGCGGUAGAGACGAGCCGCGAUAGUGGGCGAAACGCGCGCGUUCAACGCCACCGCACGCGUUUCGUUAAUUAGUAAAACAGGUAUCGCAUCAAUUAUCUCGCCGUCUCCCACGCUCGAUUCGCGUGUGCCGAACCCGUGGAAAGGUUUUCGUCCAGGCGUUGCACUUGCGUCGCUCCAACCUGUCCAGAGUGCGUUUUCACCGCUAAAAGUAUCGUUGCCUCGGCCAGUUUACGUUUCGUAAGCCGAUACACCGCGAGUGUGCUGCGUCUGGCGAUUCCUCGAGUAUACAGAGCAUCGUGUCGACAGAACCGGGUUCUAUUUUCAUCGCGAGCUUUCCCUCGUGUUCCCUCGACCGAUUACCGGCGACAAUUUCGAAAAAAUCAACGCUGCUCUCUUUUUUUUCACCUGGAGAGAUCGAUGAAACGAGCUCGAUUGAUCUUUUAACACUUUCCAUUUGUACGACAAAGAGCAUGCUCUCGGGCGUAAUAACAUUGUCGUUGGCGGUGGCGGCCUUCGCGAGCGCCGAGAGCAUCUUAAUGACCGAGGUGUUCGUCAUUCCAAUCAGGCCGGAGACUUUCGACUGGAGGGAAGACGGACGAUACGAUCAGUUUUCCUAUCAGCCCUCGUUACUGAACGCGCCCGAUCUUCCCUCGUGGAUUCAUUACACGUACAGCAAGCGAGAUCACCAUGGAUUUCUGUACGGCGUCGCGCCAAGGAAUCAGAAAUACUUCCAGCUGGAGAUCGUAGGCCUGAACAAACACACCUACGAAACCAGGUACAAGGUCCUGGAGAUGAACGUGCUCGAGAAGGAGAACCUGACCAAGUACGAGGUCCAUCUGAAGAUCGAUAAUCUGAACGUGGAGGACAUGUUCAACCGCAAUAGAACCGAGCAACUUCUCGAUAUAUUUAGAAAGAAAUUAUGGAAAGACGCGACGGAUUUAUACGCAACGUUCCUAGCAUCAGCAGUCGAGCUGGGUGCUCGUCUGCCGUUGAAACCGAGCGAAGGCGAAGGGGUCGUUAUAAGGCUAGGCAGUUCGAUGCCAUUUUCACAAGAAUUGAACGAACUACAGGAAGAGGUGAAACCUCUAUGGAAAUUGCCAUUCUGUCCACGGGACUUUAAACGCACCAGUGUGGAGAGACUGUUCAGGGAAGCUGGAUUUUCCUUGGACUGGUGUUCCUUCAGAUUAGUAAUUAGGAAGGAAGUCGAGCAAGAGCAACAAAGCUUGCAGCAUGAGAGCGCAAGACGUGGACAGAGUAUGAACGUGGUAGGUUUAUCAGCCUCUGGAAUUUCGGAGCACACGGAGUGGCGUUGGGCCAGGUCGACGAAGGCUAGCGUUCCCACGAGAAGCUACUUCAACGAAAUCGUCACCACGAUCUUUGUGCCCACUAUACUUCUUCUCGUGUUGGCUGCUUUGCUCAGCACUGUGUUGUGCCUCAAUCACGAGAAAAUGAACGAUCCCGAAUCCGAAGAGUAUUUCAACGAAUUGUUUAACGUUUUUCUCGCCAGAAACCAAGUAGCCAGGGAAAAGAGAGAGAUCUCGUCAGGGGAAGGAGUUACCAACAACAACAUACAAAUGGUACAGUAUGCUACCAUCGAAAGGGGUACUUUGAAGUCACUCUCUGCUCAGCCUUCCAGUCCCAAUGAUUCUCUAUUACGAAGUCCUAGGAUAUCCAACGAACGUUGUAAUCCAUAUAUUCGACCAAAUCCACCGCCAUACACAGGACCACCUAAUCUCAUUGGCAUUCGAGCUGAUUUCUGACUACACGAGGAGCCAGCAAAAACGUGGUUUUGCUGAGCGAAUAAGCUUUAAUAUUACAAGCUUUACCGGAUAAAUCGCAAAAUCAUCGAAACUGGCUCCAUUAUUUGAAAAACAGUUGCCGACAGUAGAUAAGUAUUUAGUGAUUUUCCGAACGAGAUACUUACAACAAUAAUUGAUGCCAGAACACAUCGUGGCAAAGGUUCGAAGAACGGAGCGAUCCAUAACAGAAUAAAUUUCUUUUUAUACUUGGCGGAGCACUACCACUUCCACUCGCUUCAGGGUAGACCAAAAGCAGGGGGAGGGAUUUCCUCCGG